GACGUCGUUUCCAUUCUCCUCUCUUCUUCCUUCAAACACUACUCCCUCACUCACUCACUUCCGACCUCACAUUCAGCUCAGACCCACCGCCGAGCCCAAAUCGGAUGCUCCAGACUUGAAUUCCGGCGGCAUUGACCAGUUUGACCGGCUGAAUAAAGUCAAGCCUACCAGACAUGAGGAGGUUGCAUGGAAUUUGGGGGUGCUGCUCCUGGCAUAUUUAUGUUUAAUGAAGUGACUGCUCUGUGGUGGCAAUAGUUUCUUGGUUGGAGAUCAUACCGAUAGCUGAGAGAUUAGGUUAAGAUUUGGUUGAGAUAAAGUAAUCGGUGCCAUGGGUGUCUCGGGUAAAUGGAUUAAGGCAUUGGUUGGCUUGAAAAAAUCAGAAAAGUCGCAGUCUUCAGUGGCAGAUGACAAUAGAACAACUGCUAACAGGUUUCGGCACAGGAGAAAGCAUUCCGUUGAAAUUGAUUCAGAUAGACUGCAAUGCAAGUUUGAUGCCAAUGCUGCCCCACCAAUUGGACAUCCUCAAUUAAACCCAGAUGUUGUGGAUUCUCCUUCUAGUUCACUCGAAGUACAGAAUGCACAGAGUGAGCAGAAUGUGAGAGAAGAGUGGGCGGCUACAUGCAUCCAAACAGCUUUUCGCGGCUUUCUGGCCAGAAGAGCGCUUCGGGCUUUAAAAGGAUUAGUAAGACUUCAAGCCCUUGUCAGAGGCCAUGCUGUGAGGAAGCAAGCUGCAAUAACUCUUCGCUGUAUGCAAGCUUUAGUUAGAGUUCAGGCUCGUGUGAGAGCAAGGCGUGUUCGUCUGGCAUUGGAAGGUGAAACAACAGAAGAUAGACUACAGCAACAACUUGCUAAUGAGGCUCAUGUCCGAGAAAUAGAAGAAGGAUGGUGUGACAGUGUAGGAUCUGUUCAAGAAAUUCAGGCCAAGUUGUUGAAGCGGCAAGAGGCUGCAGCUAAGCGUGAGAGAGCCAUGGCAUAUGCACUUGCUCAUCAGUGGCAAGCUGGAACAAGACAGCAGCAUGCUCCCUCUGGGUUUGAACCAGAUAAAAACAGCUGGGGAUGGAACUGGUUAGAAAGAUGGAUGGCUGUCCGUCCCUGGGAGAACCGCUUUCUAGAUAUUAAUCUUAGAGAUGGAGUAAUGGUAGAUGAGAAUGAAUCAACAGAGGCUAAGGAUGGCAGCAGAUCAGGGUUAAAAUCUGCUGGCAAGAAACCUAUUGCUUCAACUGUUCAAUCGAAUCUUGUAAGUCAAAAAGCUGUACCCUUUCAUUCCAAUGGGUGUGAUUCUUCACCCAGCAAGUUGGCAGGUGUGCUAGAGGCAUCCAACACCCAACUUGGAAAGCCAAAUUCCAAGCCUGUACCCUUUCAUUCUGAUGGGUGUGAUUCUUCACCCAGCAAGUCGGCAGGUGUGCUAGAGGGAUCCAACACCCAACUUGGAAAGCCAAAUUCCAAGCCCUGUUUGGAAGAUUCAAUUGAAAGAGGAAACUUGAAACCUGAUAUUGCAUCAAGAUCCCAUAGUAAUCCAAAAGAGAGAACAACAGGAUUGAAUAAACAGGCGAAGAAGCGGUUGUCUCUGCCUAGCAAUGGAGGUCUUAGUGGUCAAACUGCCAGACAUCCUAUUAGAUCUAAUGUCAAAGGGACACCCAGUUCUCAGAAGCCCGUCAAGGCUAGAUCAAAACCCAGUGGGAAAGGGGACUCUUCAAAGUCAUCCCCGCAAGCCGUUGAUAUGCAACUUUAAAUGCCACAUGGAACUAAGUUUCUGCACAUUACCCUUCUGAGGCGUUUGGUGUUUUAUAUCUGUACAUAUUGAAACACAUUCUGAGAGGAUGCAACAGCAGCAGUUUCAGGAAUGGAUCAAUUAGUGAUUGUUGGAGGGAAUAAGACUAGUAGGAUCAAUGCGUGAUUGUUGUGAUUAUGAUUAGCAUGCUUGAUUGUUUUUAACUAUAUUAAUAUUUGGUGUACUACUCGAGUCUACAAUUUUCAAAGUAGUUGGCUUCAAGAUUUGCCAUUACUUGGAUACUUAGAAAAUCAGUGUACUAUUGUUUUGCCAAUAAUGGAACUCAGAAUUGGGGCGAUGGGCGAACAUCAUUCAAGUGGAAAUUUAAAAGUCACCACAGAUAUUAGAUAGAA
Rosa chinensis is the source of this 2124-nucleotide messenger RNA. RefSeq names its product protein IQ-DOMAIN 1. The coding region runs from base 329 to 1732 and encodes 467 amino acids. The transcript has 8 exons. Gene Ontology annotation, molecular function: protein binding. The record is from RefSeq and is a predicted model, not a curated record. Lineage: Eukaryota; Viridiplantae; Streptophyta; Magnoliopsida; Rosales; Rosaceae.